Messenger RNA from Doryrhamphus excisus (bluestripe pipefish), 903 nucleotides. RefSeq names its product ubiquitin-conjugating enzyme E2 D2. NCBI's taxonomy places the organism in Eukaryota, Metazoa, Chordata, Actinopteri, Syngnathiformes, Syngnathidae. The record is from RefSeq and is a predicted model, not a curated record.
GUGUGAGCACAGGCCCGCUGUGAUUUGGUAGCCGCUGCAGUCGGAGGAAGGACCGCGGUUCUACCCCUUCAAUCUUUCAGUUUCGACUCGAAAUUCUAUAGGUGGUUCCUCGUAGUAGCGAUCAGAUAUUUGUGUGUACUCUAGUCGUGUUCUAUGAUAAUUACGUCGCUGUAUUAUCAAGCAACCGAGAUCACUCGCCAUUUUAAUCGCAGGUUUCCACUGACAGCAGCGCUAGCACAACAAUGGCUCUGAAAAGAAUCCACAAGGAAUUGAAUGACUUUGCACGGGAUCCUCCAGCCCAAUGUUCUGCUGGACCAGUAGGAGAUGACAGUUUUCACUGGCAAGCCACAAUAAUGGGGCCUAAUGACAGUCCUUACCAAGGCGGGGUUUUCUUCUUGACCAUCCACUUCCCCACAGACUACCCCUUCAAACCACCAAAGGUUGCAUUUACCACAAGAAUCUACCAUCCAAAUAUCAACAGCAAUGGCAGCAUUUGUCUUGACAUCCUGCGAUCACAGUGGUCUCCGGCUCUCACCAUCUCCAAAGUUCUCCUGUCCAUCUGCUCUCUGCUGUGUGACCCAAACCCGGAUGACCCCUUAGUACCGGAGAUCGCCCGUAUCUACAAGACGGACAGGGAAAAGUACAACAAAAUAGCCCGGGAAUGGACACAAAAGUAUGCAAUGUAGUGUUGGAGCGGGAUCAUUGCCAACCAGCUCUACGGCAAAAGUUUGGGGAGCUUGAGAUGUAAAGAGAAAACAAACAAAAAAACACAUACAAACAAAUGAAAACGUUUCAAACAAGGUCUUGUUGGUUUCCAUUGGAGUGCUUUCAUUGAGCCACGCCUCCCCCUCACCAGAGUACCUGUAAAAGUCUCUCGACGCCCCGCCCCACCCCGCCCCAACC